AUGCAGCUGGUGCCUGCUGCAGUGCCAGCAGAGAGCCGAUGCUGGCCACUGGCACUCAGCCUGCUCUACGUGGUGUGCGGGGUGCUGGCUUUUGUGCCAGCAGUGCUUUCCUCAGUAUGCUCCAAGAUUGUCCAGCUGCUGGGCCAGAAUGAGGUGGACUACCGCCAGAAGCAGGUGGUGAUUGUGAGCCAAGACAGCUUCUACCGGGUCCUCACCUCAGAGCAGAAAUCCAAAGCGCUCAAAGGCCAGUUCAAUUUUGACCACCCAGAUGCCUUUGACAACGAGCUGAUCGUGAAAACGCUCAAAGAGAUCACGGAAGGGAAGACGGUCCAGAUUCCUGUCUAUGACUUUGUCUCCCACUCCAGGAAAGAGGAGACGGUGACUGUCUACCCUGCCGACGUGGUGCUCUUCGAAGGCAUUCUGGCCUUCUACAGCCAGGAGGUGCGGGAUCUCUUCCGCAUGAAGCUCUUCGUGGACACGGAUGCGGACACUCGGCUGUCCCGCAGAGUGCUACGAGACAUCAGUGAGCGAGGCAGGGACCUCGAGCAGAUCUUAUCUCAGUACAUCACCUUCGUCAAGCCUGCCUUUGAGGAGUUCUGUUUGCCAACCAAGAAGUAUGCUGACGUGAUCAUUCCCAGAGGAGCAGAUAAUGAAGUGGCCAUAAACCUGAUAGUGCAGCACAUCCAGGACAUUCUUAAUGGAGGACUCAGCAAACGCCAGAGCAACGGCUACCUGAAUGGCUACACUCCUCCCCGCCAGCGGCAGCCCUCAGAGUCCAGCAGCCGGCCUCACUGACCCCGGGCGAGGCAUGAGGGGCUGGGGGUGGAGGGCGCCCGAGCCCUCCCACUGCCCC
This is a messenger RNA of Aptenodytes forsteri (emperor penguin), 853 nucleotides long. It is a transcript of the gene UCK2, whose product is annotated as uridine-cytidine kinase 2. The record is from RefSeq and is a predicted model, not a curated record. Bases 1 to 795 code for a protein of 264 amino acids. Gene Ontology annotation, molecular function: kinase activity; ATP binding. Lineage: Eukaryota; Metazoa; Chordata; Aves; Sphenisciformes; Spheniscidae. The transcript has 7 exons. Gene Ontology annotation, cellular component: cytosol; cytoplasm.